UUCUUCUUCUUCUUCUUCUGUCUUAGUCUCAGGUGCAGUGCAUUCCACACUGUAGCACAGUGGAUACGAAGAGUACACCACCUACAGUACAGUUAAAUACUAGGCUCUCAGAUUUUACUUGGAUUUGAUUCGAGAGAAACGGAAUGGAACCAGGCCCAGUCGUACUGCAGUAAUGAGCUAAACCAGGUUCACCUGCGUUCUCUACGCAUUAACGGUCAACGGUUAGUGGUUUUUUUUUGUAUCAGUUUAUAAACAAAUAUAUAUUAAACGUUUGUCCUCUUUUAUUUAUACCUGGAUUUUCUUCCACAAUGUGCGUGGCCAACAACAUUGGGAUGCCAGAAGGCGGAAAAAGAAUCUGCUCUGUGCCCCAACCAUUGACCUCCAGGGAGCGCACCUCCAUCUUUAAGCCUGCAGUAGAAAGGACACGCACAUUGUUGGAGACGAGCUGAUGAUGCGCUCCAAACGCCAACAGGGAAAUUAACCCUCACUUUUCUUCUCGCUCACUGAGUUGUAGCCGAUUUGGCAACAGCCAAAAUGACCAGCAACGGACCUGUCAUCGUCUACGAGUGGCUGAAAACCCUCCAGCUCGGCCAGUAUGUCGAGUCUUUUGUGGAUAAUGGAUACGACGAUCUGGAGGUUUGCAAACAAAUCGGAGACCCCGACCUGGAUGCCAUCGGCGUCUACAUCCCUCACCACAGGCAGAGGAUCCACGACGCGGUGAGGCGGCUGAAGGAGGAAGCCAAAGAAACGGCCAGUGCGCUCUACUUCACCCUGGAGCCCAUGCCACCCCCGGCAGAGAUUUAUACCAGUCACAUGGUCAACCAGUACGAGUCUAAAUUGCGCGGAUCCAAGUCCUGGACCGAACCCAACAGCGAGCGUGUUGGGCGCACCGCUGGGCACAUGGGCGCACAGAGGAACCUUACGCUGGGUAACAGGAGGGACCUGGUGAUAUACCCCAAGUUGAAGCUGAAGAUCAUGAUCAGGGAUAAACUCAUCAGAGAUGGAAUCAACCUCUCCAAGCCGCCCUACUCUAACAAGGAUGGUUCUCUGGGCAACAUAGAUGACCUUGCCCAGGAGUACUCUGAGUACUACAACACUUGCUUCAGUGACGUCAGUGAUCGCAUGGAAGAACUACGCAAACGCAGAGUCUCUCAAACGCUUGACAUGGAGAAACAGGAUCCAAGCAGCUCCUCUGUGCAGCUUCGAAAUGAGAUCCAGGAGACCCUAGGCUUCAGCAGCGAGCUGUCGACUCCAGAAACCGACAGAAGAAUGCCACUGCACAAGUCCAGCUCUGAAGAUGGGUCUGGAGGCAAAUGGGACAACAAGAAAAAGAACAAAUCUUUUUGGCAAAACUUCCGCAAGUCCCAGCACAAACCGGUCACACGUCAGGCGUCCAAAGGAGAGGACAUUGGCUAUGUGGCCAGUGAAAUCACCAUGAGCGACGAAGAGCGGAUCCAGCUGAUGAUGAUGGUGAAAGAGAAGAUGAUCACCGUGGAAGAAGCUCUAGCUCGGCUGAAGGAGUAUGAGCGCAGCAAACAGUGCAGCAGUACUGACACUGCAGAGUGGACUGAAGGAUCCACCACCAAUCUAAACCUGUCCUCAAACUGCAACUCUCGUGAACAGUCAGAUGAUGAGCAAUCUGAGGAUUCAGUGAAGUUCAAGCGACUUCACAAACUGGUCAACUCCACACGCCGGGUCAGGAAGAAACUCAUUAAAGUGGAAGAGGGCAAAAAACACGGCUCUGAAGAUGUUUUCAAUGUGGACGGGCCUCCCACCUGUGAGGACAACACUGCCCUGUAUACUGGAGUCCUGAAGAAACCGCCUCUGCCCCAGGAGGCGUCUCUGCCCUCCCUCACCCAGGAUCAACUCUCCCUGGACGGAGACACAGACAGUCUGACCACCUCCCCUUCAUCCAGCAGCCUAGACACCUGGUCUGGACACAAGCUGGUCAAAACUUUCAGUAAGUCUUCCAGUACCCACGGGCUGAUCCGGCCCCCCAGGAGAACCCCGGUUGGCUCUGGCGGCCUCGGAGGUUCGAUCUCUGGUGUCGGAGGUAGCGGCUCUUCCUUCUCAGAGUUGGAUGGCUGUGGAUUGGAUGACGAGGGCAAAUUUUCACGCUCCACAACCGACGGCGAGAUGCGAAAGGCCCUGAGCUCCAUCUCACAUGGGAGAACGUGCAGCUUCGGAGGCUUUGACCUGUCCAACCGUUCACUCCAUGUGGCCAACGCCGGCUCAGACGGCAAUGAGGCCAUCUACAGAGAGGUGGUCAAAUCCCCCACCACGUCUCGGAUCUCUCUCGGCAAAAAGGUCAAGUCGGUGAAGGAAACGAUGAGGAAGCGCAUGUCGAAGAAGUACAGCAGCUCCCUGUCUGAGCAGUCAAGUCCCGACGUGGCCCCUGGAUCCCCACAGUCUCCUCAGCCUGACACCGACUCUCUGGAGAAGCCCAAGCUGAAAGCCGGAGGCUCAGUGGAAAGUCUGCGUAGUUCACUCAGCGGACAAAGUUCAAUGAGUGGUCAGACGGUGAGCACCACCGAUUCAUCGGCCAGUAACAGGGAGAGUGUGAAGUCAGAGGAUGGCGAUGACGAGGAGCCACCGUACAGGGGCCCCUUCUGUGGCCGUGCCAGGGUCCACACCGAUUUCACACCCAGCCCUUAUGACUCAGACUCCCUGAAGCUAAAGCGUGGUGAUGUGAUCGACAUCAUCAGUAAGCCGCCCAUGGGCACGUGGAUGGGUCUGCUCAACAACAAAGUGGGCACCUUCAAGUUCAUCUACGUGGACGUGCUCAGUGAAGAAGAGGAGAAGCCCAAGAGGCCCGUGAGGAGGAGGAGGAAGGGCCGACCACCCAAGCCCACCUCAGUGGAGGAGCUGCUGGAACGCAUCAACCUCAAGGAGCACAUGCCCACUUUCCUGUUCAAUGGCUACGAGGACCUGGACACGUUCAAGUUGUUGGAGGAGGAGGACCUGGAUGAGCUGAACAUCAGAGAUCCUCAGCACAGAGCCGUGCUGCUGACGGCUGUCGAGCUGCUGCAGGAAUAUGACAGCAGCAGUGAUCCAGAGCGUGGCGGUCUGUCAGGUUCCCAGGAGAAGCUGCUGUCCGAGGGUCAGAACUUGGUGGCAGAUUCCCCGAGAGACUCCGGCUGCUACGAGAGCACUGAGAACCUGGAGAACGGUAAAAGCAGAAAAGCCUCCCGUUCCAGUCGUUCAUCAGCAGGUCAGUCUCCAGACUAUCCUACUCUGCCAAUGACCCUCUCCACUGAGGCUCUGCAUCACAACAACAAGAACCAGCGCUCAAAGUUCCCCAAAAGCUUCUUCAUCAAACCUUCCCUCAAGGGCUUUAACCUGCGGGGGCUGCGCAGGGCCCACAGACGGAGCCCAAUCCCGGCCAGCCGCAGCUGCGAGGACCUGGAUGGACCUCUGCAGCCCGCCGGACCCUGGAAGCGCUCCCACUCCCUUGGAGACCUUCACUUGGAGCGCCGUGAGCAGAAGAAGGAUUUGGACGUAGAGGUUAAAACUGCCAAAGAAGAAGCGACAACAGAGGGCAGCAGAGAGCAGAGUCCUCCUGCCCAGAACAGGACUCCAGCAGUGAGCCCUAAACCGAAGUUUGGGAGACCACCCAUACCCUCCCAGCUGUCCCUGCGUCCUCCCUUGUCUCCACCCCAGUCUCCCGUUCACCGAGAGUCCAUCUCUAGUUCUACACCCAGUCCCCCGGAGUCCAGUGGGGAGAGAGUUGUCCGCACUCACCCCAAGAAACCCCCAGUCCCUCCUCCCGUUCCUGCCAAGAAGUCUAAAGAAAGACUUGCCAAUGGUCUACGUCACGCCCCUCUCUCCCUACCUCCUUCACCCUCUCCCACCCCCUCCCCCACACACUCCUUCACCCAUUCUCACCCUAAUAGCCCCAUAAUCCGAAGUAGCGGCGGCAGCUCCGGCGCUCCGGCCCUCCCUGCCAAGUCCCCCAGUACCCCAGCCAGUCCAUGUGCCACCUCUUCAGCCUCCUCCAUGGGUGAGGACUCAGGCACUCCCCCAGCAGUCCAGCCUCCGUGGCUGUCCGAUCUCGGGGGAAAGGUGGCAGUUGCAAGAAAGAUGUCCUACAACAAGCCCAGCUGUGACCUGCUGUCUCUGCUGGAACAACGGCUGGAGGUCGAAGGGAUCGAUCUGACAGAGGAACCGUACUCCGACAAGCAUGGUCGGUGUGGUAUUCCCCAACCUCUAGUCCAACGCUACGCUGAAGAUUUGGAGCAGCCCGUCAAGGACGUGGCCUCUGUCAUGGACCAGCUCAGAGUCCGAGAGCUCCGAAAACAGCACCGCAUGGCAAUUCCCUCUGGAGGUUUGACAGAGAUGUGCCGAAAACCUCUGCCCUCAGGUAACAUCAGCACCGUCUCUGAUUGGCUGACCUCCAUCGGCCUGCCCAUGUACGCCACAGCGUUGGCAGCGGCAGGAAUCGACACCCUGAGCAGAGUGGCCGUGUUAACGGAGGCCAGCGCGUGGGACGCUGGGCUGAGGGAUCAGAGACACAUCCGACGGCUGGUCAGCGAGGCACGACUGGUCACACAGUGAGGUGCAGGCCUGACUGCACUGGUGAGAUCUGAUUGGACAACAGGUAUCGGAACACUCACGUCUCAUCAGGACUGACCGCAGCAGGACAGCACGUCCUGCCGCACGUGUCAGAGACGCUGAGAGUUUGUUGUUGUGACUGUUCAAAUGUUUACAUCACUGAGGAGUUUGUCUCAGCAGGAUAACAGAUGCCUUUCAGACGUCAGACUGAAGACUCACGCUGUGGGACGACUUCCCACAAAGUCUUAAAAUAAAGACAUGGAUCUGCCUUUAAAGGGAGAGAGCACACUUUUUCAUAGGAUGAAUUUUUGGUUUUUGGGUUUUUUGUAUAUGAGAAGACAGUUAAUUUCCUGCAUAUUUCAUGAUGGUGUUUGACUUCCAUCUCUCGUGGCACAGGAACAUUAUUAGAAGGCUGAACAUGCAGCGUCUCAUUCCCACUAAUAGCUUCAUAAUGACGACGGCGACAGAAUUCCACUCGUCGCUUGGACUUUUCAUCCUCGGCAGCAAACAAGUAACUGCUUAAUGGCUUCUCCUGUGUGGUGUUCCUGUUCUAUAGACUAAUGGAUAUCAUCAUUUGGAAGAGUGAAAGCGGUGCCUCUUGAAUGUCAAAUGCUCUCAGUCAUUUCCACGCUGAAACAGCGGACGCCUCAUCUUAGCAUUUCAUAGUAUACGCUCAUCUACUGCACACUGUAUCCUGGAUGUUCCUUCACGGCCGCGCGGCCAGAUCUGACUGUGAUUUUGUGAGUGAAGAUGGAAUUAGCGGACGCUCCACUGACAGGUGGGAAGUCCUUUGGUUUGAAUGUGUUUGACAAGUGGUCACAGCAGGGAUUGUGUGAACUCUCUCACACACACACACGCACACUUGGAUAUGAACUACACAUCAUACUUCUGAGGAG
Messenger RNA from Cynoglossus semilaevis (tongue sole), 5447 nucleotides. It is a transcript of the gene sash1a, whose product is annotated as SAM and SH3 domain containing 1a. The transcript has 24 exons. The coding region runs from base 535 to 4554 and encodes 1339 amino acids. Lineage: Eukaryota; Metazoa; Chordata; Actinopteri; Pleuronectiformes; Cynoglossidae. Gene Ontology annotation, molecular function: protein binding. The record is from RefSeq and is a predicted model, not a curated record.